UCGUAUACGCGACUCAAUUUCAUCGUUGUUCAAGAAUCAGAACACGAACGGUAGUCAUGGCAACGGGCGGCAUAUCGCAAGUGUCGUCAUUAGAGUCAGCUCUGCUCUGCGGAAUCUGCCUCUCCGAGUUCGAUGCUACGCUCAGGAGGCCUCUCAUUCUGCCCAAGUGCGGCCACACCUUCUGCAGGAUCUGUGUGAAGAACCUGGCCGCGCGGGGGGAGGUCUUGUGUCCUUCUUGCAGGUGCAGAUACCAAGAUGUAGACCCUGAUGAACUCCCGAUCAACUUCAACGUUCAGUGUUUAGCCAGCUCAGACAGGCCGUUUCCAACGUGGACUAAGUACUCAGGGAACCGAGACACAGACUGCCAGGCACACGGUGUCAGACUAGCCUUCUGGUGCAAGACGUGCGAAACAGCAGCAUGCGGGGAGUGCCUCUUCGAACAGCACCCCAAACCCGAACACAACACUUGCCGCAUUCACGAAGUUAUACAGCAAAUUAAGGGUCUAGCUGAGACACUCUCCCAAGAAAGCUGCCUGGAGAUUGUAGUGCGUCUGGGCGAGACCAUCCGAGGCGCCUUGAGCUACGUGUCAGACCUUCAGGAGGCAGCACACCUCCUGCAGGAGACGGCCAGGGUCAACCGCAGUGCCCUGGCUGCGCAGGACCUCCCGUCCAUCACCUCCGUCUUCGAAUCAGCAAAGGCCGUUAAGCAGCGAGUCUCAGCGCUCGACCGCUCAGAAGAGCAGAGCAACAGAUCUGGACUGACAUCACUUAGCUCUGUGCCGGCAACAAGGCCCGCGAUCCUGGCACUCAGUGACAAUGGGUCUCUUGGCCGUGUAGAUGUCGAAGAGAAGGGCAUCCACCUUUAUAGUCUUAGGCCGCCGUCCACGGCCUAUAGUGUGGCCAUCAAGCUGAACGUUCUGACGGCCUGCGUGAGCAAGGAGAGCCCUCAAGUGUUCCUGGACAUCUCGGCCGGCGAGCGUCGUCUCGGCAGAGUCUAUAUCAGGUUGGAAGGACAUCUGAAGCGCGCCCAGCAGUUCAUGGCGCUCUGCCUCGGAAACCUUGGCUUCUCGUACCGCAACAGCAGAUUCGACGGGAUCAGCGAGCGAGGGCAGCCCGGGGCCUACCUCCGCGGGGGGAUUAUCAGGGGCGGGGGGACUCGGGGGGGAGGCCCUCAUGGAUGGGCUGGAGUGGGGGGCCCCCUGCCACGGCCUCUCCGCAGGUGGGCAAAGCCUAAAGCCGCGGGACAAGUUUGCGGUGUCGGCGGAGAGGAGCAGAAGAGGUUUGGGUCGCUCUUCGCUAUCUGCCUGAAGGACAACCCGGAGGACACGUUCAAGUGCCCCUUUGGCAUCGUCACAGAGGGACUCCAGGUGCUGGAAGUGGCCAGCAGACACGACCCUUUUAACGUGGUCCACAUCAGUGAAUGUGGUAUUGUGAUUCCCUUAUGA
Molecule: messenger RNA, 1445 nt
Organism: Penaeus vannamei (Pacific white shrimp)
Lineage: Eukaryota; Metazoa; Arthropoda; Malacostraca; Decapoda; Penaeidae
Source: RefSeq, a predicted model, not a curated record